This is a messenger RNA of Colletotrichum costaricense, 417 nucleotides long. RefSeq lists its product as uncharacterized. Lineage: Eukaryota; Fungi; Ascomycota; Sordariomycetes; Glomerellales; Glomerellaceae. The coding region runs from base 1 to 417 and encodes 138 amino acids. The record is from RefSeq and is a predicted model, not a curated record. The transcript has a single exon.
AUGUACCCAACUACCUCUAGUGGCCGUCGAGCAAUGACACGAUCUCCAAGUACCACAGCUGUGGAUGGAUACUUGGUUUUCGUAGGGUUUCUUCUGGUAGGACCAACUGGGUCAGUGAGCGAGCACCUUAUGGGGAGUACGGAGUACGGCCAAGCCCAAGCAACACCAGAGUCUUUUUUUCCAACGUUGGCAUCAGGACCUGUGAGCGGACCACUUACCCCUUCCACUAACUCCAGCUACUUUUUGAGUUUCGGUCUUGGAGAGCGAGGGACGAAGAACAGACAGUGGGCAUCGACCAUUGACCAUCAACCUCCAACGCACUGGGACUGCACCUUGCUGCUUCUAAGCGCGUCGCGCAGUGAUCCUACUGGCUGUGUGCAGUUGGACCUGGCGGGAAGGGGGGUGAGGGGUGGUUGA